UGGGACAUGAGGAGGAGGAAGAGGAGGAGGCAGAGGAGGAAGGUGUGGACCUCCACCCCCACCCCCCACAACGGGACAGGCCCAGAGACCCAGACCGCCAACAGGUGUGUGUCUUUAGUCCACUAGGGUCCAACAGUUGAUGAGGACCAGAUCCAGCGUGACGAGCGAUUAGAAUUGUAAUCUGGACGAGGACAGCUAAUUAGACUCUUUCAAGAACCGCUCGCGGUUCGUGUGUGUGUGUGGGGGGGGUGGUCCUGCUCGGCCCCUUGUGAGGACACCUGUCGUGGAUUCGUGCGUCGGUCCAAUCAUGUCCACCAGACCAAGCAGCCACACGGUGCAGGACCACAACCAGAGUCCGGGAGACUCCUUCCCGGCGGAGACGUUCGCCGAAUUCCAGGACUGGUGCCUGAGGACUUACGGGGACUCCGGCAAGACCAAGACCGUCACCCGGCGCAAGUACGGCCAGAUCCUGCAGACUCUCCUGCCGCAGGGGGGCGACGAGACCCGGACCGAGAGGCAAGACAAGAAUCACAUUAACGCCAAAUUCAAAUUUUGGGUCAAGUCCAAAGGCUUCCUGGUCCUGCAGGACGACAGGACCGGAUCCACGGAGAGAACGGUUCUUUACGUCCCAGUCAAGACCACGUGUGUGGAUGCUGCGUCUGGCGGCGACUCGUCCCUGAAGCGCGUGGCGGUGGUGGAGGACUUCUUCGACAUCAUCUACGCCAUGCACGUGGAGGUCAGCGACCCCGGGAAAGCUCCCAAGCACGCCGGGCAGAAGAAGACCUACAAAGCCAUCGCAGAGACGUACGCCUUCCUGCCCAGAGAGGCGGUGACUCGCUUCCUGAUGAGCUGUGGCGAGUGUCAGAAGAGGAUGCAUAUCAGCACCACGCCGCCGGACUGCAAAGAGAACGACAGGCCGGGCUCGGUGUCGGCCGUGUUGGACUUCACGGAUCAUCUCAGCGGUCGCGCCACGCCUGUCGUGAAGCCUACGUCGCUGCAGCGCGUCAGCAACAGCAACACGGAUGACGCCUCAGUGAACAGCGAGGACGAGCCCGACAUGAGCGAGCCCUCGUGGCUAGCGGCCGACCUCGGAGCGCCGUCCCAGCUGAGCCCGGCGGUGCGAGGGGACAGGAUGCGCCACAGUCCCAACAACGCAAGCAACAAGGAGGAUGACGAUGAUUCCUCGUCGGAGAGCGGCAGCGGCCUGCCUGCCCUCACCCCUGCCUCGGCCGCCGCCACGGACGCCGCCUUAGUCAGAGAAGCCGAGGUCGUCAACGGCAAUUGCGGCCCCGCCCCGCUCGACUUCAGCACGCCGACGUCCUCCUCCUCGUCCUCCGAGGACCAGCAGCCCGUGAACCUGAGCGACCCGCCCCCUCAGAGGCUGCCACUGAGCGCCUCCCACCUGCCCGUUACCGUGUCGGCGGCGGCGGCGGCACUGUUGGGCGCCCUGCAUCCUAAUGCGCAGGAGGAGCUGCGCAGGAAGUACCCGCUGGCCGCCAAACCUCCGCUAGCGCCGCAUGCCGCCUUGCCCAUGCCGCUGACACACACCCCGCACACGCAUGCCUCACAAGGCAGCGAGCUGCGACUGGACCGCGACUACGCCAACAAGUCACCCGUAUACAGUUCUGGGGGCAGCUACGACAGUGUGAAAAUGGAUCUGAGCGCCGAGGACCUGAGCACGAGCCGCCAUGGUGGCCAUGUCGCCCCAGAUGACGACGACGACGACCACGAUGACCACGACGACAGUGAUAAGAUCAACGACACGGAAGGCGUCGACCCUGAGAGGCUAAAGGCCUUCAAUAUGUUUGUGCGGCUGUUUGUGGAUGAGAACUUGGACCGCAUGGUUCCCAUCUCCAAGCAGCCCAAAGAGAAGAUCCAAGCCAUCAUCGAGUCAUGCAGCAGACAAUUCCCGGAAUUCCAGGAGCGCGCCCGUAAGCGCAUCCGCACCUACCUCAAAUCCUGCCGACGCAUGAAGAAGAACGGCAUGGAGACUCGUCCCACUCCGCCUCACCUGACCUCGGCCAUGGCGGAGAACAUUCUGGCGGCCGCCUGCGAGAGCGAAUCACGCAAUGCUGCCAAGAGAAUGCGCCUGGAAGCCUUUCAUGACGAGCAGGUCUCUCUGGACAAGCCAUCUAGCUGUGGCGGCGGCGCUCUGAGGGAGCCGGCGUCAUUGGCUCACUCCGCCUACUCUCUGGCCGCAUCCACCUUCUCCAACCAGGAGCCUCAGCUCUACAUCAACGGAGCCGGCCUCAGCUAUGGUUACCGUGGUUACCUGGGCCUGAGUGCCGCCAUGCAACACCCCAUUUCCCUUACAACCGGCACCACCGCUCAGAGCAAUGGGCCCACAGACCUCAGCAUGAAGUCCUCAGCCAACAUCACUAGCUCCGCCCCCUCAGCCAACCAUUGCCUUGGUGGGCGGGGAGGCGGCGGCGGAGGAGGCGGGGCCUCGGCCCAGCUCAGCCAACCGGAGAUCUCGGCUGUGCGUCAACUGAUCGCCGGCUACCGGGAGUCAGCGGCUUUCCUGCUCCGCUCGGCCGACGAGCUCGAGAACCUCAUCCUGCAGCAGAACUGAAGAUCUCGCACACGCACGCACGCAAACACACACACACACACACACACACACACACACACUUUGUUGGAUUUGUGUCUUUUUUGUUGGGUUGAAACUUUUCAUCAAUGAGGGACCCUGAGAGAUGCCGCCAUGCCUGAAAGAUUCUUUGUGUGAAGCAGGGUGGGCACUUGGACCCAAAGGGAGGGCUUUGGAACUAUUGUGGCGGCACUAGGACCCUGGGGGCAGGCACUAGGACCGUGGAGCAGGCACUUGGAACAUGGGGGCAGGCGCUGGGACCCUGGGGGCAGGCGCUGGGACCCUGGGGGCAGGCACUGGGACCCUGGGUACAGGCACUUGGACCCUGAGGGCUCCUCUGCUGCUCACAAUCAGCUCAGCCAUUGGAUGCCAUCUUGUCCAUCAAGAUGAUUGGACGUGGUGUUUGCGUGUAUAUAAAUAUAUAAGUAGAUGCUCUCUGUGUCUGAUAGCACUUUGCCCCGCCCCCUUCCUGCCUACUUAAUAUGCAUCCCGGACGCCAUCUUGACCAGACCAGGAAAUACCUCAAUCAUCCACUUCCUGUUCCUGCUGCUGUAAAUAGAUAAUGACCAGGACGCCGACGGCGAUGAUGAAGAUGCGUGUGCGUGUGAGGGGUUAUAAUCUAAUUAGCGUGUUAAUGACCUGUAACUGUUCAAAGCCCCUCCCCCUUUUCUUCUUUUUCUUCUUGGACCUCCUCCUCCUCCUUCUUCUUCAUGGACCUAAUGCUAAGGAAGAGGAAGUAGUGACUUGUGACGUUGCUGCUAACAACCUUCUGCCAUAGACUGACGACUGACCUCUGGCGCGACCUCCACUUCAACCAAAAUUAACCUUAAGUUUUUGUUUUUUUAUGCAGACUUUUUAUUAUUUAUGUCUUUGGUGGAUGCCAACGUGGCGCCAACGCCUUCACGCGGCACAGUUGGCUUUUGGGCUAAUGAGAAACCUCCAUUUUGCUGUCGGAAGCCACGCCCUCUUCAUCACGCGAAAUGCGUGAUGCCUAAAAAUGAUCUUUAGUUUUGAACGCCUCGUACAGCUCGCGCGGCGAGUUUCUGCGUAGGAAGGUUAGCGUCUAAUUUAAGAGAAUUUCUACUUGGAGGAUUUUGAGUGCGACCUUUUAACGAGUCGCAAGGUUACAAAACGUCUGUCUUCGUUUUUUUUUAUUCAAACAAAUAAGCGCCAUCACAUGACGGUUGCUAACGGGAUGUUUUUGCUAAAAAAAUACAACAAAUUGUGAAGAAGUCAAAUGAGCGCGCUAAUUGCGACUGUGAUAUUUACUCACCUUAUCGGCUGCGGGGGCGGCGUGGAGGGGGCGGGGUUUGCCGAGGUGUUGUCGUUUUCGUUGCGAUGCAGCUGAUAAUCACGUUACGUUCCCUCAGCGCUACGUGGCUAGCCGUCCGAUGCGCCGCGUUAAGCCAGAAGCGUUUUUGGGGGGGGGAUUUGCGGAAAGUUCCAGAUUAGAACUGUGAAGAAUGAUUUUGUGGUCCUUUUGUUGGUAAAUAUGCAAAAAGUCAGCUGAGGGCGGGGCUUGGGGGGCGGGGCUCUGAUGUCAGGCAAGUGAAGUUCUUCUUUGAUGUUUCACGAGGCUCCGGUCCGUGCUUACGCUAGCUGUCGUUGACGCUGUCCCGGUUCUGUUAUGUUUUGUUCUGUUUUGACCCGGUCUCAGUUGCUGGUUGACGGGACCCGGGUCCACACGUGGACCUGGUGGUGCAGACCAACACGCUUUACUUCCCUUUCUUCCCCAAAGAUCUCGCAUGUCAACGCAUCGGAACCUCCCGCGCUUUUGCUUUCCGAUCUCCAAGUCCUUUUUGUUUUCGUCAUGAAAGAGGUCACCUGUGAGCCGCUGAGUGCAGAACCCGCACCAGAACCUCCAAUGAAGCAAAUGACAAUCUUUACAAAGUUGGAAUUUGCUCUUUCAGCCGUGAAAGAAAAACUCCGCCUCCUGACGGCCGAUAUCAGAUUGAUUUUUUCCGUCUAAUGUUCCGAUAGUUUUGUGUUUUGGGGACAUUUUGUACGAUGUUCCUCAGCGUUUGCUGGAAACGCACUUCGAGGAACGUUCACCCGGCCGGCAUCACACAACGCUCGGCUAGCAGUCAGCUGACCUGGUAGACACGCCCCCUGCUGGCUGGAAGCAAAAUGGGUGGAUUUAUUUGGUGAUGUCUGUUGCGAGAAAUGUAACGUUCAGAGUCAUUUGUUCACGUCAGUUCUGAUGCCAGUCGAGUGACCACAAACUCUGUCAACAUGUAGAAAAAGAUUUUUAUUUUUAUUUUUCUACGGCACACGUACAACCGAGACGUUACGUUUAUUCCUCGUCUUCUCAUUGUUCCAUUGCGAUUGCUCGAUGGCUCCGCCUCUUUUCGCCCUUCAUGAGUUCACUCAGUGGAAGUGUGAUGUUUACAUGUACAGAAUUCUUUGCGUUUUUGGUUCUUCUCACAUCUGACUCCCCCACCCCACCCACCCACCCCUCCAACUCAUGAAGCUUGUCGCCAGAGACACGCCAACAUUUUCAAUUUCAGUCGCUCGCUUUUCUUUGCCUUUUUUAGGCUUUCUCUCGUUACGUCUUCAAAACUGUUUGCUAGCCGUGCGUCCAGACUGGAUGCUAACACCUUGUUGGCAUUUAGCCAUGUACUGUAUCUAUAAAGGAUGCUAACUGAUUGUUAGCCAUACGCCAACCGUUUAUGGGAAUUUAGCCAUGCAUCCAUAAGGAGAUGCUAAGACGUUGUUAGCUUUUAGCCAUGCAUCGAUAAGCAGAGACUAACAAGUUUUAGGCAUUUGCUCGUUCAUCCAUUAGUGAUGCUGACAGGUUGUUAGCAUUCAGCCUGGUGUCAACAAGGGAACGUUAACAUGUUAGCAGUUAUCCAUGCAUCCACAAGGGAAGUUAACAGGUUAGCAUUUACUGUUAGCCAUAUGUCAGCACGGGGCCCUCACAGGUUGCUAACAAUUAGCCGGGCCUCUACAAGGGAUGCUAACAGGUUGUUAGCCUUUGUUGGUUUGUUUUUACUGUUGUGUUUGUGGUCACGGGAUGCUAACAGCUAGCUAAGAAAAUGAGGGUGAAGAAACGUAAUGCGACUGGUUUUGAAAACAUGUCAUUGUUUAUUUUUUGGUCGCUUUGUGUUUGGGGUGGGUUGGGGGGAGUGGCCAUUGACCUCCGAGGUAACGCCACACACACACACACACACACACACACACCAAUCAGUGAGAGAGAAUGACAAGCCAUAGCGCCCUGCGUUCGGGGGGCUCUAUUAGUAUAUUUAGCGAGCGUGAAGGCUGCAGACGACACAAGUCAACCUCAGGAAAAAAGAAUAAAAUUUGAAGAAAAAAAAAGGUUUUUUGUACAAAAUCUCGCGGCCAUUACCCUCCCUCUUUGAUACCAUUCAACUUUUGUAUUUAUUAUCAUUAUUAUUGUUAUUAUUAUGCUCUUUCUUAUGGCAGUUGAGCUUUUUUUCUGUGUGGAAAUACGAUAGCGUUAAAAAUGUCCAAUCAUUUGUUGGCUGAAUGAAGAGAACAUGUCACUCUGCUGUGAACAAACCAAUGAUUGUUCUGAGCUUCUAUUUCUUUAUGUGACGUCACUGCUGACCGUUUGUUUUUUGUGCUUGUUACCUCCUGAGCUGUACAACACAAAGCUAAAUAUACUAAUAAAACUGUGUGCUAACUCGCUGGCUAGCAGUCUGUCAUCUUCACGCAAAAAACUUCAUUGAUGCUGUAAAAAUGACGAAGUAUCAGGGCCACAUUGAAACACAAAAUCUGACAUUUCAAGAAUAAAGUCGAUUGUCGUAAGUUUCCGACUAUAAUUCUUGUAAAUGUACCACUUCAUCCUCGUAAUACAACGUUUUUGUCGUAAAUGUAUGACUCGUAAUAAUAUGACUUUUUUUCCCGUAAUAUUAGGACUUU
This is a messenger RNA of Dunckerocampus dactyliophorus (ringed pipefish), 6469 nucleotides long. RefSeq names its product nucleolar protein 4-like. NCBI's taxonomy places the organism in Eukaryota, Metazoa, Chordata, Actinopteri, Syngnathiformes, Syngnathidae. The transcript is spliced from 11 exons. The record is from RefSeq and is a predicted model, not a curated record. The coding region runs from base 308 to 2572 and encodes 754 amino acids.